Molecule: messenger RNA, 666 nt
Organism: Nipponia nippon (crested ibis)
Lineage: Eukaryota; Metazoa; Chordata; Aves; Pelecaniformes; Threskiornithidae
Source: RefSeq, a predicted model, not a curated record
AUGCGGGCACGCAACGCGCAGGAUGGCAUCUCCAUGAAGACGCUUUCCGAGGAGGGAGUCCGGAUCAGCACUAAGAAGCCCCGCAAGGCCGGCAGCACCGGCAGCAUGCUGUACGGCCGCUUCGUGAAGGCGGCCACGCUCACGGCACGCGGGGAGGAGUCCACGAAGCCGCCCACCGGCUCAGAGAGCAGCGAGGAGGAGGAGGAGGAGAAGCUGGACCUCUCUUCGGCCAGGAGGCUGACGGACGAGGAGCUGAUGCGAGCGUGCGGGGGCCGCACCGCACACAAGGGUGCCCGUCACGGCCUGACCAUGAGCGCCAAGCUGGCGCGCCUGGAGGAGCAGGAGCGAGCCUUCCUGGCCGCGUACCGAGGCAAGGAGCGGCAGCCCGCAGAGAGCAGCCCCCCAGGGAGGCAGGGAAAACGGAAGAAGAAAACAAGGGAAGAGCCUGGGGACGGGGCCGCUCCCGAGGGGCUGCAGAGCCAGGAGCCAAAGGAGGAGGAGGAGGACAGAGAAGAGCCCGUUGAGACAAAGAAGAAAAAGAGGAAAAAGAAGAAGGAGGACAAAGAAGAGCCGGCUGAGCCAGAGGUACCUCUGGAAGACACAAAUGGGCCAGACGAAGCUGGGCACAGCCCCAGGAAGAAGAGGAGGAAGAGGGAGCCGGAGUGA